AUGGAAAUGGAUGAUGAACUACCAUCUGAAUCAACACGACGUUCAUCUUCUCAUCCCACUGUUCGGUCGAGCGGCAAAGCAUGCAAUUCAAAUUCAUCAAUUACUCCAUCAUCAAUUAAUAUAAACAAGAAAUUUAGAUCAGCAACCGUGAAAAAUACCACAAUUAAGAUAAAAUCUCCAGUAAUUCGUCAAAAAAGUGAUUUAAAAUAA
Rotaria sp. Silwood2 is the source of this 210-nucleotide messenger RNA. NCBI's taxonomy places the organism in Eukaryota, Metazoa, Rotifera, Eurotatoria, Philodinida, Philodinidae. The record is from the annotation of a GenBank genome assembly.